CGCUUUUACCACCAAACGCUAUUGUUGAAUCUCUCCACCUUCUUCUCAUCUUCCUUCCAAUUUCUGUUUGUCUUGGAAUUGCUUUCAAUUGGUCCCAAAAAUCUUGAUAUUUGGAUUUUUUUUAAAGAGCGUGAAUUGGGGUCGAUUUCGAUUAAUGUUUGGGACUGAGUUGUUUCUAGUGUGGAUAGCUCGCUAUUUGAGGUAAGAUUCAUGGGUUUUGUUCUUCUUUAAAUUUCUGCUUUGACCUUGAGAAUUAGGGCCUUUUCUUUCUUUGAGAUGAAGGAACGUUUGUUCGACUAUUAUAAUAUGAUCGUAGAAAGAAGCCUUUUAUACCUGGAAGUAGAAAAUUGGCUGUUUUAGUGCAAUAUUCAUGUGUUUUGCUUCUUUUAGAAGUUGACUUUAAAGAAACGGGGAUUGGUGUUGUGGAGAUUCUGUUUCGAUACUUUUUUUUUACUGUGAACAAAGUCAAAGAUUUUCGGGAAAUUGGUGACUGAGAGUAGAGAUUAGAUGUAUUGGGAACAAAUGUUAUGGAUAGUUUACUUUUUUGUUAAGGGGGAGGAGUCGGCGCUUUGAGGUUAGAAAUCAAGGUUCUUGAUUGUGUGUUGUAUUUUCUGGGUAUUUAGUUGUGGUUGAUAAAAAACUGGGCUAAAAUGGAUGAGACUGAGGAUGAUGCAAGGUAUUCCCCAAACCCGUAUGGUGUGAAUCACCAACAGGAUUACGGUACCUCGAGUCAACAGAAGAAUUCUGUUAGGAAUGCUCCACAUUCUCGGCCGGCUGUUAAUCAUUACGUUGAUGAGGAUGAUGAAGAAUCUGGAGAAGAGGAGGAAGAGAAUGAUGAUCAAAGUAAUGGUUUUCGUAAUAUGCAACAAGAUUUGGAGGAUGAAGAGGAGGAGGAGGUGGAGGAAUCUGAUGAGGAAGAAGAUGAUGAUGAUGAUGAUGAUGAUAAACAGAAAAGUUAUGGUAGGAGGACUGAAUAUCCUGAUUUGAAAAGGCACCCAAAAAAGCGAAAGUUGAAGAGUUUGGCUUCUAGUUAUGAAUUUGCUCCAAGGGUUCCUGUGCCAUCGGCUGCAGCAACAGAUCCAAUGCCCUUGGCUCCAAAACCAUCAGUUGUUGGCCGAAAUUCACUAACCGAAUGGACUGAGCGUGAGACAUUUGUUUUACUAGAUGCUUGGGUCGACCCAUUUCUUCAACGUGGAAGAAAGAGUCUUCGGUCCGAGGAAUGGCAAGAAGUUGCGGAGAAGGUAUCAAAGAUCUCAAAAACUGAAAGGACGGAUACUCAGUGCAGGAAUAGAUUGGAUACAUUGAAGAAGAAGUUCAAAAAGGAGAAGACGAGGAUGGCAGAGACUGGUGAUGCCACUAGCAAAUGGGUUUAUUUUGAGAAGAUGGAUAUGAUGCUGUCAUCGCCCCCACAGCAAGCAGGCCUCUCUUGUGGUUUGGACUCCGGGGAGUACGUAUUCAUGAAUCCUAGAGUUUAUUUAAAUCAUGCAAAUGGGUUGGAAGAGAUGAGAGAUAGUCCUGGAAAUUCAGAAUCUUCGGAUGGUGAGGAGGAUGCUUCAGAUGGACUUCCACCAAAGAAGAGGAGAACUGGAAGGGUCAAUGAUGAGGGGCCUUGCUUCAGCUUGCUUGCUGAUUCCAUUAACAAAUUCAGCGAGAUAUAUGAAAAAAUUGAGAAUAGUAAAAGGCAGCAGAUGGUGGAGCUGGAGAAGAUGAGAAUGGAUUUCCAUAGGGAAAUGGAGAUGCAGAAGACGCAAGUUCUGGAGAGAGUGCAGGCCGAGAUAGCGAAAAUACAGCACGGUGACGAGGAGGAAAAUGAUGUCUCUGCUGAGAAUCCUAGCGGCUGAUGUAUUGAGAUGCAGCCAUCUUUCUGUAAUGAUAAUUAGCAUUUUGAAGAAGCCCAAGAAGCUGGAGCUUUGGAUUCAAAUAAUGCUUUUAGUACAGUGCUACAUGUCAACAUUCGAUUUGCACUUGGCACUGCAAUGAACCCUUUUCUUUAACAAUCUUAAUAACAUCUGGCAAACGGCCAGCUCUUGGCAAAA
This is a messenger RNA of Juglans microcarpa x Juglans regia, 2036 nucleotides long. RefSeq names its product trihelix transcription factor ASIL1-like. Gene Ontology annotation, cellular component: nucleus. Gene Ontology annotation, molecular function: transcription cis-regulatory region binding. The record is from RefSeq and is a predicted model, not a curated record. The coding region runs from base 651 to 1841 and encodes 396 amino acids. The transcript has a single exon. Lineage: Eukaryota; Viridiplantae; Streptophyta; Magnoliopsida; Fagales; Juglandaceae.